This is a messenger RNA of Cantharellus anzutake, 984 nucleotides long. RefSeq lists its product as uncharacterized. The transcript is spliced from 4 exons. Gene Ontology annotation, cellular component: mitochondrion. NCBI's taxonomy places the organism in Eukaryota, Fungi, Basidiomycota, Agaricomycetes, Cantharellales, Hydnaceae. Bases 1 to 852 code for a protein of 283 amino acids. The record is from RefSeq and is a predicted model, not a curated record. Gene Ontology annotation, molecular function: GTP binding.
AUGAAUUUUGCGCGGAACGCACCCACAAUCAAGGGGGUAGGGGGGCUGGGCAAUACCCAUACUGCUAGAGUGCUCAAUAAGUUCUUGGAGCUAAUCAGAGAGCACGGAAAUGCUGCCGACAUAUCUCCCUAUGUUCGACCUCGUCCGUCAGCUUAUUGGGGCCACCAUACCUAUUCGAAAUUUCGGAGGACUAAUGCUGGAAAGUCAACUUUUAUCUCUGCUAUAAUAGACAAUCUGGGAGGCAAAAUUGUCCGGACUGGCAAAAGAGCAGAACAAAGGGAUCAGGGAGUAACACGGGCGUUUAAUUUCUACCCUUGUGGUGGCCCUCUCAUCCCUCCGGAAAAGAAGGUGACGCUAGUCGAUAGCCCAGGCUACGGUGACAGGGGCACUGAGGAGACGGGCGAUUUUUUUCAAUCAUAUGUCAAGAGAAGAUCCAAUCUCAAGCUCAUCCUUCUUUUGAUCGAUGCUGAGCUGGGCAUGAACCACUACGACAAAUCAAUGCUCGAAUUCCUUUCUAGAACACGCCAGGAUUGUCGUCCUGACGUCCAAAUUCAGCCAGUCCUUUCCAAAGUAGACAAGGCAUCACACAGCAGCGUGAUAACUCGCCUCGGUCGUACGGCGGAGGACGUUUACCGUAUCGCACCUAAUGCAAGGCAACCAUUCGUCCUGGUUGGAUGUAAAGGGCAUAUGAAGAGACUAGGUAUUGAGGAGGCCAGGCUUCAAAUUCUUAUUGGGGCAGGUCUGGCUUCGCUGCGUCCAAAAUUGGCGAAAGUACCUGUUUCGUCUGCAACACCUCUAUUACCAGUAGCUUCGGCUUUCGGUAGUGGCGGCAUUCCGGAAAAGAAGUCGUGAUCAUGUUAGCAUGGGUCUCCUCGGCACUCACCUACCCAGGGACAACGCCCUCGACUCGUAAAGCUCUCUUAGUCGGGGCGACUCUUAUCUUAACAUAACAUCUUUCAAUAAAAUGCCGAAACUUUGAGGUGC